GGUGAUUAAGAUCCGCAGCCUGGAUCACUGGACCAUGAUGACCGAGCGGGAGGACAACAAGCUGCUCGUGAUUGAGUUCACCGCGAGCUGGUGCAGGCCAUCCCGCAGCAUAGCUCCCUUUAUUGAUUUUCUCGCCAACAAGUAUGCAGAUGCCAUUUUCCUCAAGGUUGAUAUUGAUGAAAUGAAGUAUAUUGCCGAGGCAUACGAAGUUAAUGCUGCGCCGAUCUUCCUGUUCAUGAACAAUGGCAAGGUUAAGGACACGCUUCGUGGCGCAUUCAAGGAAGAGCUGUUUGAGAAGCUUCAGCUGCAGAUGGCCCUAAUUAUGGACAACUGACUGAUACGGC
This is a messenger RNA of Triticum dicoccoides, 344 nucleotides long. Its product is annotated as thioredoxin H-type-like. Bases 35 to 334 code for a protein of 99 amino acids. Gene Ontology annotation, molecular function: protein-disulfide reductase activity. Lineage: Eukaryota; Viridiplantae; Streptophyta; Magnoliopsida; Poales; Poaceae. The transcript has a single exon. The record is from RefSeq and is a predicted model, not a curated record.